GAUUACCUUUCAAAAUUCGCCAAUGGAACACGCCUGCCCUUGUCAAAGGUUCCCAGACCUUUAUCAACUAGCGGAAAUUACCGGUGGUUCGAUAGCAAGUAUUUGGUUGACGACUAAUAGCGAAACUUGCGGGUCGGGGUGUAUCGUUUGGUGUUUGGAAGAUCACAAAGACUCUGAGAACACUUACGUUCACAUGUUGCUCGUAUCAUCCUCAGUGCCAACUAUCUCAAGUCGCUCAGGAAGAAUUUAUCGUCAGGUACCUCGGAUCUAUCAUUCAGUGACUUCCCAGCCAACGCAAUGUAAUCAUCAGCGUAUCGGCAAAAUGCAGGGUGUUUGCAAACACAAUGAGCCUGAGGAUUCCACCCAACUAAUACCCUGGAUUCGAACCUCUGUUAACCGCCGGUUUCUAAACGAAGUGAAUCAACGACUACGAGAAUGUGCGCGUGAAUGUGCACGCGCUACGGCGAACAGUCACUGGCUUUCUUGGUCCUCUGUUGCAAUCCCUCUGGCCAAGUUGAUGAAGGGACGCGAGGUGUUGGCCAGGAGACGCACUGAUGGGCACUUUUACCUGGGGGUCAUUCACCAUGUGCAACGUACUCCCGUCGGGGAUAGAGUACUGGUUCAAUUCGGCCCAUUCCGUAGAGCUGGUGGAACGCGAUGUGGCACCAAAGACGUUCGCGUCUGCUCGGAUCAGUAUCAGUACGAGUCCAUCGACAUUACAGACGUGAUCGACCUGAAGCACGCGCUGCGCCAUCCGAUCGCGUUAAAUGACAAAGUGUUGGUGCCGGAAUUGUGGCCUCUUCCGGUCUGCGCAUCUCAUCCGUCGACGCAGUGCAGGCGCAUGAUUCAUGCUCGAUAUCAACCGGGAACUGUGGUCAGCGGAGGCGAGAGACGGAAUGACGAAGGUAAAGGAACUUUUACCCCCCCCCCCAGUGUAAUGUUAACCGCCUACCAUCUGAUAUCGGUGGUUCGGUGA
This is a messenger RNA of Dicrocoelium dendriticum, 976 nucleotides long. Lineage: Eukaryota; Metazoa; Platyhelminthes; Trematoda; Plagiorchiida; Dicrocoeliidae. The record is from the annotation of a GenBank genome assembly.